Jatropha curcas is the source of this 2011-nucleotide messenger RNA. RefSeq names its product LEC14B homolog. NCBI's taxonomy places the organism in Eukaryota, Viridiplantae, Streptophyta, Magnoliopsida, Malpighiales, Euphorbiaceae. Gene Ontology annotation, molecular function: protein binding. Gene Ontology annotation, biological process: proteasome-mediated ubiquitin-dependent protein catabolic process. Gene Ontology annotation, cellular component: Cul4-RING E3 ubiquitin ligase complex. The record is from RefSeq and is a predicted model, not a curated record.
UAACGAGUUGCAAAAAACGCGCGUGAUUCGAUGUCACCAACUCAGUAAUACGUGGCAGUCCUCCUCCUUGAUUAAGCAGAGCACCACCUCCAAUUUUGCACGAUUUAGCCCAUAAAACAACACCGUCACAAUAGAGAGAAACAAUUCAAUCACCAAAACUUGAAAAAUGUCUACAAAUGAUGAAUACUCUCACUGAAUCUCUUAGAAGGGUCUAAAGGAAUGCUGAAGUUUCAUACUUGCGCAUGUUUUUUCUUGAUUCUAAAUUGAAAGUGUAUAGUCACUGGAACACGAUUAAGGCUUAAACAUGAGUGGGAUAAACAAAAAUACAGACGGUUGUGAUGAUGAUAGUACUAGAAAUGAAUCAUUUGCAAGCCAUGGACCAAAUGAGAAUUCUGACUAUCUUGAUCAUGAGAUUGCUCAACUCACCAAACUGAGAUCAGAACCCAAUCAACUUUUGGUUCGAGAUGUGCCUGGCAGAGUGAGGCUGCCUGUAUCGACAGUGAAAAUGUUGCUUGCUCGAGAGGGUAAUUAUUCAGGGAGAGGGAGAUUCUCAUCUGCAGAUAGUUGUCACGUAUUGAGUCGAUACUUGCCUGUCCAUGGUCCUUGGAGAGUGGACCGGUUGAAAAGCCGUGCCUAUGUUUCUCAAUUUUCAUAUGAUGGUACUCUUUUCAUUGCAGGAUUUCAGGGAAGUCACAUUAGGAUAUAUAAUGUGGACAAGGGGUGGAAAGUACAGAAAGACAUCUUAGCCAAAAGUUUGAGAUGGACAAUUACUGAUACAUGUCUUUCACCAGAUCAGCGCUAUCUUGUGUAUGCUAGUAUGUCACCUAUUGUCCAUAUUGUAAAUAUUGGAUCUUCUGCAACAGAAUCUCAUGCAAAUGUCACGGAAAUUCAUGAAGGUUUUGAUUUUUCUGGGAAUGAAGAUGAAGAUGAUGAAUUUGGGAUUUUCUCUGUAAAGUUUUCAACAGAUGGGAGGGAGCUUGUAGCUGGAAGUAGCGAUAGUGCAAUAUAUGUUUAUGAUCUGGAGGCAAAUAAGAAUAGCCUCCGAAUUUCUGCGCAUCUGUCUGAUGUUAACACAGUAUGUUUUGCGGAUGAAACUGGUCAUCUCAUAUAUUCAGGAAGUGAUGAUAACCUCUGUAAGGUGUGGGAUAGGCGUUGCUUUAUUGGCCGAGGACAAGCAGCUGGUGUCCUUACAGGACAUCUAGAAGGCAUUGCAUUCCUAGACAGCCGUGGGGAUGGGCGUUACUUAAUUUCGAAUGGAAAAGAUCAAACUACCAAACUAUGGGAUAUACGAAAGAUGUCCAAUAAUGACACAUGCACUACCACAUUAAGGGAUUCUGACUGGGACUACAGGUGGAUGGAGUACCCACCCCAUGCACGAAUACUGAAACAUCCUCGUGAUCAGUCAUUGGCCACAUACAGAGGUCAUUCGGUCCUGCGCACUCUGAUUCGCUGUUACUUCUCUCCAGAAUAUAGCACUGGUCAGAAGUAUAUCUACAGCGGAUCAAGUGAUUGUUCUGUUUAUAUUUAUGAUCUGGUGAGUGGUGCUGAAGUUGCAAGACUUGAUCAUCACGAAGGCCCUGUAAGAGAUUGUAGUUGGCAUCCUCUCUAUCCAAUGAUCGUUAGCUCUUCUUGGGAUGGAGUAAUCGCCAAAUGGGAAUUUCCUGGGUAUGGAAAAGCACUUGUGCCAUUGAGACGAAGGUCAAAUCGGAGGCGGGUUUACUACACUGAUGUUGACUUAUAGUUGUACAGAUGCAUUUUGGUUUUUUUGGAUUCAAUGGUUAGUAAAAUCCAGGUCAUGUCGAUCUCUGGCUGGAGUGUGCAUCUCUGUAGAAAGACAUACAGAUUUGUACAUCUAAGGGAGGUUAUAUUUUGCUAUCACUGCUGUGGAAAGUCCAGCAGUUGGUCUAGAUAAUAGUAAUAUUACAGAUUCCUUUUGUUUGAAAUUUGAUAUUGCUGUAUGUAAAAACUCCCAUUUUAUAUCAAUCAUUACUGCUGGCAAUUGGAUGACAAA